AUGUUAAAUGGGGACUUGGAACCUGGACUCGCCGUUGUUGCGACAUCAGUUGCUCUAUUUCUGGCCUUUCUUGGCAUUUUGACUCGCCGGUCUAGCAGGCCCCCUACUCCGCCUGGUCCCAAAUCUUCAUGGUUCGGCCUAGGUCGGCCUGAUAUUCCUAGAAUAUCUCCAUGGCGUACUUACAUGGAAUGGGGGAAUAUUUACGGCGAUAUGAUAUUCUAUCGCGCUUAUGGAGGUCCCAUUCUCAUUAUCAACUCGGCCAAAAUUGCAGACGAUCUUCUCGAUAAGCGCGGCGCUAUAUAUUCUUCAAGGCCAGUUCGAACCAUGACGAGAGAAUUGAUGGGUUGGAGGUGGUCCCUCGCUGGGAUGAGAUAUGGUAAUACUUGGAGGCGAUACCGAGGCCUCUUCCAAAAGCAUUUCCACUCCCGCGCUACGCCUCAUUAUGAGCCGAUUGAAGUGAAGGGAGUUCAGACCCUUCUCCGCAACUUGCAUCGUGCGCCGAAUGAAUUUGAGCACCACCUGCGCCGGAAUGCCGCAGCCCUCGUCAUGAAAAUUUCAUACGGUCACGAUGUCGCAGAAGAUGGCGAUGCGUAUGUUACUUUGGCCGAGAAAGCCAUGUGGUCCUUAACCCACGCUGGCAUAUACGGGACUUACUUGGUUGACUAUCUACCGAUUCUAAAACAUGUCCCCACCUGGCUCCCAGGUGCUGGAUUCAAAAGGAAAGCUUUUGAAUGGCGUAAAUUGUCACUAGCGAUGCUUGAACGGCCCUUUGAGAUGGUCAAACAAAGGAUGGCAAGCACUUCGUCCGGGACCGCGGUCCCAUGUGUUGCAGUGACAGAGCUCGAGCGAUCCUCCAAUUCGGUGAUAAAAACAGACGUCAAAAUGAUUCAAGGCAUAGCCGCGAUCUCCUAUGCAGGUACGAGUACAGAACCCGCUGACCUGCGUACAUCCUCAGCCGGCGCUGACACCGUAAGCUCUGAUACGGUCGCCGCUAUCCUGACGUUCCUCCUUGCUAUGACGCUCAACCCGGACAUCCAAUACACGGCUCAGGCAGAAAUAGACCGUGUUGUCGGUACUGAUCGCCUUCCAACUUUCGACGAUCGAGACCAACUGCCAUUUGUGACUCGUAUCAUGUGGGAAGCCCUGCGUUGGAACCCGGUCACUCCUCUAUCUGUGCCUCAUGCGACAGUGCAGGAUGACAUCUACCAGGGUUACCUGAUUCCGAAGGGGACUACCAUCCAGCCCAAUGUUUGGGCCAUGUUCCACGACGAAAGCAAGUAUCCAGAUAGUUUUCGAUUCGAACCAAAUCGGUACGAAGACUUGAAAAAGAAUGCUGAACUCGGUAUCAAUGAGCUGCCCAUGAUUGGCUUUGGCUUUGGACGUCGCGUCUGUCCUGGCCGUUGGCUUGCCUUGGAUAAUGUAUGGAUCACAAUCGCGUCCAUCUUGGCUGUCUACAACGUUGUCAAAGUCAAGGAUGACAACGGAAGGGAGAUUGAGCCAGCAAUGGAGUUUACGACUGAAUCAAUCUUCGCUUACUUUCAUGCACAUCGCAGUCGACCGGAGCCAUUCAAAUGCUCGUUCGCUGCGCGUUCGGACGCAGCUCUCGCUCUCAUCAAGCAAACAAUCGACGAUUAG
Molecule: messenger RNA, 1635 nt
Organism: Heterobasidion irregulare TC 32-1
Lineage: Eukaryota; Fungi; Basidiomycota; Agaricomycetes; Russulales; Bondarzewiaceae
Exons: 11
Coding region: 1-1635 (544 amino acids)
Molecular function (GO): oxidoreductase activity, acting on paired donors, with incorporation or reduction of molecular oxygen; heme binding; monooxygenase activity
Source: RefSeq, a predicted model, not a curated record